This is a messenger RNA of Helianthus annuus (common sunflower), 1119 nucleotides long. RefSeq names its product ATP-dependent DNA helicase pif1-like. The transcript has a single exon. Gene Ontology annotation, biological process: DNA repair; telomere maintenance. NCBI's taxonomy places the organism in Eukaryota, Viridiplantae, Streptophyta, Magnoliopsida, Asterales, Asteraceae. Bases 1 to 1119 code for a protein of 372 amino acids. Gene Ontology annotation, molecular function: DNA helicase activity. The record is from RefSeq and is a predicted model, not a curated record.
AUGGUACAUCGACAUGGUUUUGAAGCUUUGGAUAGAACUCUAAAAGACAUAUUGAAAUGUGAUGGUUGUCAUAAUUCCCAAAGUCCAUUUGGAGGUAAAACAAUCGUAUUUGGUGGAGAUUUCCGACAAACUCUUCCUGUCAUUCAAGGUGGUACUAGACAAGACAUUGUUAAUGGUUCGUUGACUUCUUUGUACAUAUGGGACCACUGCAAAGUACUCACUUUAACCAAGAACAUGAGGUUGACUGCAGGAAGUGCAAUGCAUGAUGUCGAGCAAACACGAAUUUUUACUCAGUGGUUGUUGGAUUUGGGUGAAGGGAAACUAGGCGGAUCUAACGAUGGUGAUGCGAUUAUAGAUAUACCCGAUGAUCUUUUAAUCAUGGAUUCCGCUGAUCCUAUUUCAAGUCUUAUAGAGUUUGUUUAUCCUUCUCUUCUUGAAAAUUACCAAAGUUCUGGCUUUUACCAAGAAAGAGCAAUUCUUGCACCGACGAACGAAGUUGUUGAUGAAAUUAAUUCUCAGUUGUUGCUGAUGUUCUCAGGCGAUUCCAAGGAAUACCUAAGUUCCGAUAGUAUUUGUGAGACAGAAAAUCUACAUGAUGGUUUUGAUCAAAGUUUAUAUUCUCCCGACGUACUAAAUGGUCUUAAGAUCUCAGGUGUUCCAAAUCAAAAAUUAGUACUAAAGGUCGGUGUUCCCAUCAUGCUCCUCAGAAAUAUUGAUCAAAAAAUGGUCUGUGCAACGGAACUCUGCUUAAAGGUAAUAUCACUUGGAAAUCGUGUUAUUGAAGCAGAAGUGAUAUCUGGAAGCAACAUUGGUGCUCGAAUUUUUCUUCCUAGAAUUGGUAUGAUACCGUCGGAUAAGAAGGUUCCUUUUAGAUUCCAAAGAAGACAGUUUCCUGUUGCUUUAUGCUUCGCUAUGACAAUUAAUAAAAGUCAAGGCCAGUCAUUAUCCAGAGUUGGUUUGUUUUUGAAAAAUCCAGUAUUUUCUCAUGGUCAAUUUUAUGUUGCUUUGUCGAGAGUCAAGAGCAGAGACGGACUCAAAUUAGCAAUUCUUGAUAAUGAUGGGAACCUUACUAAUAGGACAUCUAAUGUUGUAUACAAAGAAGUUUUUAGUUACUUGUAA